ACUUCAUCGGAAGGCGUCCGACUUUAUCAUACAAUCUACUUUUUGGCGUUCCGGACGAAAAUAAAGGAGAGGCAUUCAAGUUGUAAGAUGAAGUUACUUUUCGUCAUCACCUUUUUCCUCUGCAUUUCUGUUGGUAAGUUCAAGUACUUUUUUUCACAGACUAAUUUUACUGUUGCUUAAGUUACAAGCUUGGGUAAAAUACACUCGCUCGGCUCUUGGCGCACGACGAGUUGUGGUCGGUUUAUAUCUUCAAUUUUCCUUCAUUACCUGGUUUUGUUCGGAAUUUACUAAUUAGAAUUAGUGCACGGUUCUCGGCAUAAAGAAAAUUGAGGGAUUAGGCGCGAUUAUUUACACAUUUACACUUGAAAUCCUGGAAAACACACAAAUAAUUUACAUUCAGCCAGCGCCCAUUUCUAGCGUGUGAUGACUCACUGAACAUCAAACUGACGGAUUCCAAGGUUAUUUUGAGUCCAGCUUCGUCAAUUAUGCUUUGCUCGCCAUUGGAAAGCAGUAAAUUGACUAAUUAAGAUAUGGUAGAAAAAAUUGCGCAACAAAGUGCUUAUUAGUCAAUUCUUCAUUUUUUUCCAACAACAUUGCGUCGAUGAAAUUAUGUAGCUGUCGCUACAGAAUUCUUUAUUUUCCGUUUUAUUUGAACGUAUGCUUGGAGAGGCAACUGCUAAUUUUCGUAUUGAGUGUAAAUUUCGUUAUGGGCGUACAUCACAGAUGAUGUUUCGAAAUACGCUAAUCGCAAGGAUGUUUGAGAAGAUGAUACUUAAGCUAAAACCAUUCACUAUCUAGCGGUAACUUCUCGUCCCGGUUGCGUCGCACUGUCGUCGCCAUAACCCAUCUUAUUGAAGAUGGAAGGACGAAGAAACUACAAUGUUACCCAAUAAGUUGUUUGUUCUCCUUUGUUUUAAAGAAGUAAUUCCAUUCUGAAGAGCUGCCAAUGAAUUAAAAAAAUCUUCUUUUCCUACCUUAGGAUACGGCUUGAAGUGUUACAAAUGUUUGACCACCAAAGGCUGGGAUGACUGCAAGGACAUCAAAAAAGAAAUGGAUUGUCCUGCCGGAUACGAUCGCUGCUUCAAAGCGUCUGCACACGUAAAAGAUGAAGGUGCAUCCGUUGAAGAAUAUGGCAAAGGCUGUAUGACUAAAGAAAAUUGCAAUACUGACCUGAGCACACUCGACUUCUGUAAAGGCAAGGGAAAGUGUAAACUGGAUUGUUGCUCCGGUGACCUGUGUAACGUUGCCACACUACAGAAAGUCAGCGCCGCUGCUCUUAUCGCAUGCACUUUAAUGGCUUUGCUGUAUUAGAAUGAAAAGAUGCAGUUUUCUUAGUUGUUGUUGAACUUUGUAGCUAUAGACAGAAACUAAAGCAGCUGUUAUUAAUAUCUUUUCCAAUGUUUCAUUUUUUUAAACAUCGCAAGCAAUACUUUAACCAAGCCUAAGAAACAGAUUAUUUUGAAAAGCUGUUCCAUUUUUUAAUAAAGGGUAGUUCAAAGUUUU
Molecule: messenger RNA, 1503 nt
Organism: Pocillopora meandrina
Lineage: Eukaryota; Metazoa; Cnidaria; Anthozoa; Scleractinia; Pocilloporidae
Source: the annotation of a GenBank genome assembly